AUGACCGCCCCUCAAUGGACUGAUAAGAACCUCACCAUUGGCGAGGACGACAUCAAGAUAGUCUUUCUGGUGGCAAACUGCUUGAUCCUGUCCGCCACGUCCGUCGCGGGCACGGCGGCCAACGUCUUCGUCGUCCUGGCCGUGUGCAACCAGAAGUCCCUCCGCACGUGGAACAACGCCCUGCUGGUCAACCUGGCGGCCGUCGACAUUUUCCGAUGCGCGUCCGAUUGCCCCGUGCUCUUGGCCGUCGUGCUGCUGGCGCACCGGCGAGGCGGCGCCCGCCCGGCGAUCUGCGCCGCCCAGUCGGCGUCCUUCUCCUUCUGCUGCUGCGUCCAACUCCUGACCCUGGCUUGCAUCAGCGCCGAGCGGUACCAGGCCGUCGCUCGACCUUUUAAAAGCGCAGAGAGAAAGAAGCGGGUCUUGGUUCUGAUCCCGCUCACGUGGACUCUGGCCCUGCUGGUGGCCGCCGUUUGCUUGAUGUUUGCCAAGGACUCGCCCGUACAGGUGAGGUGCAAAGGAUCGCCACACGGUGAAGCCUCUUCUAACGACACCUUUGGGACUUUCAUCUUGUUCCCUCUGUGGGUCGCUUGCUUUGGCGUCAUCAUCGGGUUCUACGCUCGCAUCUUCGCCCUGCUGAGGGAACACAAUCGUAAAAUAUUUGACAAAGGAGUCUUGCCUGUUCCGAAGAACGAGGAGAAAAUCCACCACAACGAGUCGAGGCGUCUUUCAAUCGGUGUGGGAAACGAGUUAAGGUUAAAAGUCUUGGAGAUGAGAGCAGAACCUCAUCCUUCUGUGGAUCUGCUAGCUCGUAAAUCUCUUAAAGCUGAGCGUUUAAAGCUCAGCCUUGUUGAACCUUCUGAUGGCGCCUUGGCGGUCGGCGUUAAGAGCUCAAUCACAAAGCCCGAUAAGCCGCCGGGCAAUUGUGGCGCUGAGAAGCAACCGGGGUCGGGUGUGACAGCUGAUGGAACACCUUGUGAAGUGAAAGUGAAAGCAACGAGCCUUCGCGUCUGCACCUCGCCGCUCCCCCGCAACGAUCCUCCGUCAGAAGCUGGCGACUCUGCGGUUCCAGGGGAGCGGGCCUUGGUCUCGGACGACGGUCCAGAAACGGCCACAAUAGAAGGGGCGGUUUGCAUCAUGCCGCCGAAGGCCGCCAAGGAGAGGAAAAGCAGGAAGAAGGAAAGCAAGAUGGCCAAACGAGCAGGUUACAUCAUCGUCACCUUCCUCUUCUUCUGGCUGCCCUUGAUCGUCACCAUCGUCAUCAACUUUCUUCUUCACCACAACACUAAGGUACACACUCAAGGUGCAGCCAUGCGGGAAGUGGAGCUCCUGUCGGUGUCCGUGGCCUGCGUGUCCUCGCUCAGCAACCCCAUCAUCUACGCCGCAGUCAACCCGCAGUUUGGCGCCGAGUUUGAGCGCCUCAAAAACACGCUCCGGUCCUCCCUCGUCUGCCGCUGA
Entelurus aequoreus (snake pipefish) is the source of this 1455-nucleotide messenger RNA. RefSeq lists its product as uncharacterized. Gene Ontology annotation, cellular component: membrane. Gene Ontology annotation, molecular function: G protein-coupled receptor activity. The transcript has 2 exons. Gene Ontology annotation, biological process: G protein-coupled receptor signaling pathway. The coding region runs from base 1 to 1455 and encodes 484 amino acids. NCBI's taxonomy places the organism in Eukaryota, Metazoa, Chordata, Actinopteri, Syngnathiformes, Syngnathidae. The record is from RefSeq and is a predicted model, not a curated record.